Messenger RNA from Numida meleagris (helmeted guineafowl), 1357 nucleotides. RefSeq names its product vesicle associated membrane protein 4 (gene VAMP4). Bases 172 to 525 code for a protein of 117 amino acids. Gene Ontology annotation, biological process: Golgi ribbon formation; vesicle-mediated transport. NCBI's taxonomy places the organism in Eukaryota, Metazoa, Chordata, Aves, Galliformes, Numididae. The transcript has 6 exons. The record is from RefSeq and is a predicted model, not a curated record. Gene Ontology annotation, cellular component: membrane.
UCCCGGCCCCUCGGUCGAUCGCUCGGCGCUCGGCGGAUCGCGGAGCAGCUCGAUGGCGCAGCCCGGCGCCCAUCGCGGCGGCCAUUUGCCGCCGGCCCGGCCCGCAGCCCGUUGAGGGGCCGUGUCCGUCCUCCAGGCGUCCCCUCCCGGCCGCCUCCCCCGGCAGGGAUCAUGCCGCCCAAAUUCAAGCGGCACCUGAACGACGACGAGGUGACGGGCUCGGUGAAGAGCGAGCGGAGGAACCUUUUAGAGGAAGAUUCGGAUGAAGAGGAAGACUUUUUCUUGAGAGGGCCUUCUGGACCAAGAUUUGGACCCAGAAAUGACAAGAUCAGGCAUGUUCAGAACCAGGUGGAUGAAGUCAUCGAUGUUAUGCAGGAGAACAUCACAAAGGUGAUUGAAAGAGGCGAGCGGCUGGAUGACCUGCAGGAUAAAUCAGAGAGUUUAUCAGACAAUGCAACAGCAUUUAGCAACAGAGCCAAACAGCUUCGGAGGCAGAUGUGGUGGCGAGGCUGCAAGUACCCAUAGUCCUGAAGUACCAUACCUGAUGUGUCAGCUGGAGGCUUCGGUGGAGCUGGCUCUGGGAUAAACAAACUGCUGUGUAACUUAAGUGAGAUAUCUGUAUAUAGCUUUGAAGUUGUUUUUCUCCAAGGAGCAAGGAGGCGGCGGCGGCGGCAAGUAGCCAGUUCUAACAGAGCAUUUUGAGAACUGCCAACUGACCCUUUCUUCUUUUUUUUUGUCAAGUACCUGCUCCUGCUGUCAGACUUUUAUAACAGAAGAUUCAGUUCCCAAACCGCCUGUUUUGUGGAAUGCUGGGUCUCUGAUUCGGAGCCGUCUACUUGCCAUUACGGUUUAUCUGUAUAUAUGGUUGAGUUGUAAAAAUACUUAAAGUUUGAGCAGUUCCUUGCUUGCUACUGUGGAAGGCAGAGGGGACUCUGUCCUUUCAUCGGGGUGAAGGAGGAGAAAAAUGUCUAGGGAAACACACCAUUAUGUUCCAGGAGACUGACCCUUCUGUGGAGAACUGUAAGGGUAUUGUUUUUCUCAUGUUACAAAAGAAAAAAAAUAAUAGUUGAGUUUUACAAUCCAUGGGAAUGCACAAGCUCAGUGUUUUCAGUAUUGCUGCUUACAGGUGUGACUAAAGACAUUCCAGUAAACCUAUUUUUGACUGUACAUGUGAAGUUACUGCACGUUCCUUCUCUCAACUGCCGGGAAUCCCGAGGAAAGGAGCUGUAUCGGUGUUCUCAUAACCAGGAGGAAGAAGCGUGUAAAGCCCAGCUCUCUGUUAUCCCAAUGAUACAAGACACAGUGGGGAGAUGGCAACUGUCCUUAUAUCAGCCCAGAAUAAACCAAGACCACUUUA